Molecule: messenger RNA, 1492 nt
Organism: Anopheles bellator
Lineage: Eukaryota; Metazoa; Arthropoda; Insecta; Diptera; Culicidae
Product: mitochondrial import inner membrane translocase subunit Tim21
Exons: 2
Coding region: 136-819 (227 amino acids)
Biological process (GO): protein import into mitochondrial matrix
Cellular component (GO): TIM23 mitochondrial import inner membrane translocase complex
Source: RefSeq, a predicted model, not a curated record
AGAUUUGGAAUCUUUCCCGGCUAUUUUCCUCGCUGUUUUCUCGGCGAAGUUUCAAGAAUCUGCUUCCGGAACUACAAUAAGUGCUAGUACUUUAAUGUUUUAGAAAUCGGGUGUAUUAUCUACUUACUAACAAAGAUGUCCCUGAUUGCGCGCUCACUUCUAGUCAAACAACGCCAGUUUUCUUUGGCGCUUCUACGAUGUUCCGGACUGGUGCCGGAACUGGCCCUGGUUCGCCAAUACGCUGUAGGAAACGCACAAAAACAAGGUUCCUCGAAAUCAUUGUCCGCCGGAGCAGAUCGUACAGAUGUUUCUACGGAUGUUCGGCCAUUGGGCGAACGGGUGAAGGAGAAUACAAAAACUGCCAGCUAUAUGGGCGUCAUCAUGCUAGGUGUCGGUGUGACCGGCUUACUUUUCUAUGUUAUAUUUUGGGAGCUGUUUUCCUCGGACAGCCCGAACAACAUAUACUCCGAAGCGCUUGAGAGAGUGAAGGAAGAGCCACGGGUGAAAGAUGCGCUUGGUUCUCCGAUAAAGGGCUUCGGCGAAGAGAGCCGCCGUGGACGUCGGACCCAUGUUGCCCACACAAAGUACGUUAAGGACGGCAUCGAGUACAUUCGCAUGCAAUUCUAUAUCCAAGGCAUUCGCAAUAAGGGAACCGUUCACCUAGAGAAACGGAAAACGGAUUCGGGAUCGUUCGAAUACCGGUACCUUUUCGUACAGUUGGACUACAAUCGCCAGAACCCAAUCAUACUAGAGGAUAAUAGACAGCAGCAAGAUGCUCUGCACUCGGUCUCCAGCGGUGCACCGCAACCGUUCUUGUGAAAAGGAUUUCGAGUGAAAUACAGGGGAGCAUGUGCAUUGUUCGUGGCAGCACGCUUUAUUUGUAUUUUUCUUUCCACGGCAGCACUUCAACGGCACGUAAGUAAAAUUUUUCAAAGAGAUACAUCUUAAGCUUGUCCGCAAUCCACAGGCACACGAGAAGCAAUGGAAAAUAUCCAGUCCAAAAUUGGUGCAUUCGCUGCCAAAGCGACGUUGUGUAGAGAAGGGCCGUCUUUCUGCUAUCGGGUCCUCCGAUGGACACGAACAGCACGAUAUUUAUCGUUCCUGAGUCAUCCAGUUCCCAUGUGUGCUGUGUGGCAUCGAAGGCGAAAUAGGUAGGGUUUGAGGAUUCUAUCUUUUCCGCAAUGAUGCUCGGCUGGAAUUCGUCGAGCGUCGUAUUCUCAUUAGGAUAGUAGCGAUCACUGAAGUGUGAUUUUUGAUGGCGCAUAAAGAAUGGACAUUGCAGCGAUGCCGACUGCUUUACCUCCAACGAGCCUCGGUGUUCGAUUUUGCCAGACUGGAACUUUGGCCAAGGAGCCGGUACUUUAUCAAGAUACACGAACGUGGGCACUGUAAAGCUGCACUGGGACUAAAAUACAAAACGCACCUGUAAGCCAUGAACUCUACAUUACGCCUCAGGAAUUACUUACCGAUACGGUAGCUUCGAGGAAAAAGU